Molecule: messenger RNA, 2207 nt
Organism: Talaromyces proteolyticus
Lineage: Eukaryota; Fungi; Ascomycota; Eurotiomycetes; Eurotiales; Trichocomaceae
Product: hemolysin-III related-domain-containing protein
Exons: 2
Coding region: 383-1879 (498 amino acids)
Cellular component (GO): membrane
Molecular function (GO): signaling receptor activity
Source: RefSeq, a predicted model, not a curated record
CCGGACUAACUAGAGCGAAGCAUCGGCCCAUGUGAAGAGCCUAAGGCGCUCAGGCUUGAUUUAUGGCUGUGAGUGGGGACGCCAAGCCUCGCCUUGGCUCUCGACAUUCCUGUCUGUCUGCGCCUGCCAGUAUUGCCCCUCGCGAUUCCUCGCUCACAUACAUGAUAUGAUAUUGUUAUCCUGCAGCGGGCAGCGUACAACAUACAACUGCAGUUUCUGGUCUGUCGGCUAAUUGUGAUGCUGAAGUGCAACCACUGCUGAACCGAUACUCUCAACCCACCCGCCAAUUUCUCAGCCGUGCCAACCUCCCCAACAACAAGACUCAACGAUCACGACAUGCGAUAAGAAGAAUCACACAAACCUAGUUGCGAUAUCGUAAAAGAUGGCGUGCAAGGCUCGCACAGUGACAAUUGAUGCCUUCCAAAGCGCUACCUCGACCUCAGCGUCAACUCCCUACGAAGACACACCCCUGAUCCGCUCCCGCAGACGACACUCGUUCCAGCAUGCGAGACGGUCGUCCUGUGACUAUGACGCAGAUGCUGUGUUUCUCAGAGUCGAAGUUUUCCUCGCCGAAUUAGAGAGACGGCUACAAUGGCUCGAAGAAUACCGCAAGUCACACAUGGAGCAGAUCGACGCCAGCAUGCGUAGAGGUUACGCUGCGCUUGAGGCCGUUCGUGACUCAUGCUGUGCCGCAUCGGGCGAACUGAUGGGUGGUGGUAAAAAAAGGGCAAAGAUUCUUGUCGAAACAUUAGAAGAUCGCUACAACGAAGCUCUUGCAACGAAAGAGACACUGGGAGAAAAAGCAUAUGCCGGAAUGCGAUUGAUGGAGUCAUUUUUGAAUGAAAUUGAAUCAAGGUCACAUCUCGUCCGUGAGGGUGGCAUUUAUGGUGCGCUCGAUGACGGAUGGAAAGCCGUCGACUCGAGCCUGAGUCAUGCCAGAGAGGCAGUUGAUGAAGGUAUGGGGCGAGCGCGACGAGCGAAAGAGGCUCUGCGAGAAAGCAUCGACCAUGCAAUUCAACUCGCUCAAGCGAACCGAUUAAUUCAUUAUAAAGAUCUGCCGCACCCGUGGAGAGUCAACCCGCAUAUCCACCAGGGUUAUCGAUUCAUGACCUCCCCGGUGGAGUGCGUGACAUCCAUGUUCUUUUUCUCCAAUGAAUUAGUGAAUAUUUGGUCGCAUUUGAUCGGUCUAUUCAUCGUCUUAUCCGUCGCAUUCUACUUUUACCCGCUGAAUCCAAACUUCGAUCUAAGCACAAAGGCCGACAUAAUGAUCGCAGCGGUCUUCUUCUUCGCUGCAUGCAAGUGCCUCGUCUGCAGUACAAUAUGGCACACAAUGAACGGGAUUGCGAAUCAGAAAGUCAUGGAGCGGUUCGCCUGUGUUGAUUACACGGGAAUCUCUUUCCUCGUUGCAGCCUCAAUCAUGACCACCGAGUAUACAGCCUUCUAUUGCGAACCCACGUCCCGAUGGAUCUAUAUCCUUCUUACCUUCUCUCUUGGGGUAGGCGGGGUCAUCCUUCCCUGGCACCCAACUUUUAAUCACCCUAACAUGUCAUGGGCCAGAGUCGCAUUCUACUGCACCAUGGCACUAACGGGAUUCGCUCCGAUUGCGCAACUGAGCUAUACAAGAAGCUUCACAUGGUGCUUGUACUUCUAUGCCCCAGUGAUGAAAAGUCUGUUAGUAUACGGUCUUGGCGCCUUUAUCUAUGCAUCUCAAAUUCCAGAGCGCUGGUUACCUGGCUGGUUUGACUACUGUGGUGCAAGCCACAACAUAUGGCAUAUUGCUGUACUCGGCGGUAUCCUCUUUCACUACUGCGCUAUGCAGGAGCUGUUCGCGGGUGCCUUCGUCCGGGCGCAGGGAGAAUGCCCGAAUUUGGCUUCUUAGAAGCCUUUCUUUUCAAAUUCUUAUUUAUAUAGACUUUUUAUCUUUUCUGCUCUGCAUUUCUGGAACCUCCAUCAUUAUAUAGAGCCUUUUCGUAGAUGUUAUUUUUUCUUGUGAAUUUUUCAUUUUAUUUUCGGUGCAUAUGGUUCUCAUAAAGCAAAACGCAUUUGGAACGAUGAAUAAAGCCAGCCUCGCAUCAAGCGGUUUAAUAACGCCAGAACCUUGAAGGGUUAAUGAAAGGAUCGAUUAGUUGCAUGGAUAUGGACAGCAAGAUCACUUUACAGCCGGCUACACAUAUGGCAACAAACUAGCAAUAGAAACGGAUUUUCAG